Cololabis saira (Pacific saury) is the source of this 2324-nucleotide messenger RNA. RefSeq names its product ddb1 and cul4 associated factor 17 (gene dcaf17). The transcript is spliced from 14 exons. Lineage: Eukaryota; Metazoa; Chordata; Actinopteri; Beloniformes; Belonidae. Bases 416 to 1933 code for a protein of 505 amino acids. Gene Ontology annotation, cellular component: Cul4-RING E3 ubiquitin ligase complex. The record is from RefSeq and is a predicted model, not a curated record. Gene Ontology annotation, biological process: protein ubiquitination.
GCUGUAUUGGACAAUAACACCAGAACAAACUCCCAAACACCGACCGAAAAACGCCACGACCACUGAUUAAAAGAAGCAACUGAAGGCUGUAUAAAAAAAUUGUUAUCACAUUUAUAACAUUAUUUCAUAUCUUACCGGUAGAUAUAUGUGGAAUUUGAAUUAGACUAGCGCGAUAUCUAAGUUAUUAGUUAAUAAUGCAUCCUUAACAUCAGAUAGCCGAUGACUGAAGUGAGGUAGAGGCGGUGAGACGUUCAGGACGUAACGGAAAGAUGAAACUUAGUAAAUAGCUGCAACGUUAUCGAAAAACCACUCUGUCCUUACCUGACUCUGGAUACAGCGUGGUGAUUUGGGUCAAUCCCGUCGUCUAUCAUGCUGCCAAACAGCAUCCGCCUGUAACACAGAGCGCCGCCUGGUGAUGGCGCCACCCCGGAGAAGGAGCUCCGUGAACGCCGCCGAGCUCCUGAGCCGCAGGAGCAGAGGUGUCAGGGAUGCUGGGACUCUGUACAGACACUGUUUGAGGGUCCUUAAAGGCAUCAUGCUCCAGGAAAAGAGGGAUUUCAUUAAAGUAUGGAGCAAGACCUCAAAGUCCACAAUAAUGUAUGAGAAUGGUAAAGUCUACUUUGAAAACUACCAGAGCUGCUACAGCUGUGUUCAAGCUGAACCUCAAAGAUUGUACAAAUUACCUAAGAGGCCCAAACAGGAGAAAAUUGAAGAUGCCUUGCUGUGUCAGAGCCCACUUGACAAAACCUUAUCCACUCCCUCUGAUCAUAAAUCCAGCCUCUUAGCUUUGACAGCCAACAACUGGCUGUAUCGCAUCUCAGCUGAAACGGGAAAAGAGCUGCAGAAAGUUUACUUAUCUCCAAACCACAAGUUCAGAUAUCUUGGCUGGGAUGUUUCUCAAGAAACAUUUUAUGUAAAAUCUGUUCAAAACAAAGAAACACCUUUAGCAAGACAGGCUGGAAUCUCCCACAAUACAGUGAUGCACUUGGCCAUUUUACAUGUUUUCCCCCUGCAAAUCGUGGGGAUUGUGGAGAUCAACAAAAAGGUGUUUGGAAAUGGCAUUACGGAUGUCGUGCUGUCUCAAGGAGUCCUCGCAGUGUCUUACAGCAACAAAUCAGUGAAGCUCUACAGCUUUGAGCACAUUGUAAAAAAUUACUUAACAGAGACGUUAACUCUUGGAAAACAGAGUCCACUCAGUGGAAACACACCAGUGGGAGAUGUUCCGUUUGGUAUCCCGAUAAAUAUCCAGAUCACAGAUUGCCCCCCUGUACUUUUUGAAGUGUCGUGCUCUAACAACGGGGUCCAAAUUGGAGGCUAUCCGUGGCAUUACAUUUACACACCGCCGCAUAAACGCCACAGGGGGACUCACCACAUCCGUUCUCUCCAGGACAGCACUAUGGCUGUAAAUGGAAUCCAAAACAUGAACUGCUGCUCUCUGGAGAGUGAUGGGAUCUUCUUCCAUCCAGACGACUCGGGGAGAAUCAUCCAUGUUGGACCGAACAGCAUAAAAGUCCUAAAAAUCCUUGGUGAACUGAACGAUCCGUUACCAUCAAAGGUAGUUGAGGAUUUCUCCAUGAUGACCCAUCGAAACCCAUCCCCACAAAUCACUGUUACUUCAUCCGGACGCACAGUGAAGAGAAGAGUUUAUCAGCUGGAUGAUGAUCCAUGUAAAGAGACUUUCCGAAUGGUGGAAUACGAGGAUGAGCUUGACCUUCUGGCUGUGGUGGUAACUAACGGCGAGGAAGAAGAAGGAAGAGCUCAGAUUCAACUCCAUGACAACCAAACGGGGCAGAUACAGCGGAAGAUUGAUCUGGUUGAGCCUUGGGAUGAGACUUAUCGACACGAGUUGUUCUUUGACAAAGACACAAUUGUUCACAUUGAACAAAAGAACAGCAACUUCUGCUGCCAUGUUUACAAACUCAGGACCACCUGAAGAUGAUACUGUAGGUGUGAAACUGAAGCAAGGCUGGAAGAAGGGUUCUUAGACCACCUUUAAAAUUUUGAGAAGGAUUUGUUUUUAUGCCCAGUAUUGGACUGCCAACCUGUCCAGGACAUAACUCACCUCUGACCUGAGGAUACCUGGUCACACUUGAGGCAAAUCUCAAAUCUGAACAACAUGACGUGGGUAUAAAAGUAUUUUUGACUGAUCAGUGCAUCAUUUGAUCUUUUAUCUUUUUUUUUAAUGAUUCAGUUUAAGUUGCUAUACUUCACACCUGUAACACUGUCUCUAAAAUAAAGUUGUGACAUUUUUUAAGGAUCCUCCACAUUAUUUUCUCUCGUCAUCAUGUGCCUUCAUGUUACAGAUUUGAUGUAUGAUGAUAAAU